Messenger RNA from Drosophila simulans, 1656 nucleotides. RefSeq lists its product as uncharacterized. The transcript has a single exon. NCBI's taxonomy places the organism in Eukaryota, Metazoa, Arthropoda, Insecta, Diptera, Drosophilidae. The coding region runs from base 230 to 1540 and encodes 436 amino acids. The record is from RefSeq and is a predicted model, not a curated record.
AAAUAUGUGUUUUUUUCGCGCCCUGCUACAAGCUUUCACUCAAAAUCACUCGAUCGUCAGUGUUUCAAUACACAGACGUUGCUAGCUUAGCCAAUUCGAUCUAUCGAUAUCGAAAGCACGAUAACUCAUAGAAGUGCUACCCUGAUACUGUCCUUUUUGACAACGCCAAGAAUUGCCAAAAUUACUCCCAGAAAUUUUAAGCAGAUUUUGAAGGAAGGAAUAAUAUAAUAUGGAAGGAGGCACUUCCAAUCUGGUGGUAACUCAACAGUCGGUGGAAACACAAACCAUGUCCAACUGCCUGCUUCAGCCCAUCUGGGCGGUGAAUAAAUGCGUCAACUCAAAGGAGAGGCUAAACAAUUUGGCACUGAAUCCGCGGAAGAGCCCCCUGUGUCCUCCCCUUGGCGGUCACCUUCUGUCCGUUGUGGGAACCUUCUACAAAAUCAUGGACCAAAUCGGGGAAAUUCCUAUAGGACGCGUGUUAACCGGCACCGUGCUGCUCAAGAUCCUACCGGUCUUUUACGUGGCCAUCAAUGGACAAGGCUCCAAGCUGUUGAAAUGUCUAGCCGAGGGGCAGGUGCAUCUGCAGGAACUGGAGCAGCUGCCCAACUAUGGCGAAAUCUUUGCAUUUUACGACAAAGCCAAGAAUCGCAUCUCUCGCGUCGCCAUCAACGCCCCCGAUUACCCCAUGGGCUACUGUGCCUAUAUGAUCGACGAUGCCAAAUAUACCAACUUGUCCGGCAUGGAGCGCAUCUUCGCGCUGCCCGAUAAUCUUAAGAAGCUGCCGGCGCUAACGAUCAAAUGCCGCCUGGUCAAUGAGGUAUUUAUUACCCAUAAUGUUAGACUGCGCGUCCUCGGCAGUAAUGGCCUCGAACUGUUGGUGGACGACAUCCGGUACACUCCACGCCACCAACCACCACCCCUUGUGGUUAGAGGCGAUGGGCACGGAAACAUGGAUGCGAACGUUCGGGAUGUGGCCAAAUUUGUUGCACGGUAUAAGCCCAAAUGUCGCGAACGGGGCAGCAUUGUACGCGUCCAUGUCACCAGGAUCGUUAGCCAUGCCGAGUUCUACGCCCGAUUCGCUGAUGAUCCAGCAGUGCCUACGUGGAGCAAGGGUGUUAUGAAAAGGGGCACAGGUGAUUUCCGCGUCUGGGACAUGGUUCUGGCCCCAUAUCAGGGGCGAUAUUAUCGCGCCAAAAUCGUUGACAUAUUUCGCGGCCGUUACCGUAUCUACUUUGUGGACUUCGGCGUCACCGAGUAUACAAGCAAGAACAAUCUGACAUUCUGUUAUGAGUUUGAGAAAAUUCAGCACGAUCUGGCCUUUAGAUUUGAAAUAUUGGGAACACGUAGGCCUUACGUAAAUAUACCACCUUACAUAAAUAUCCUACACGGCAUGGAGCAUCUGGAGAACACUGUACUACGAAAGGAUAUCAAAGUCCGCAUCCACAACAUAAUGUCAAGUGGUGUAUAUGUGAUUCAAUUGAUGAAAGGUAUUCACGAGUCCCAUAUGAUCCGCUUGUUUGACGAUUAUUCUUCGAAUUGAUGUAAUUGAAACCAACAGGACCGAAUGUAUUUCAUAGAUAUGAGGCAUGAUUUCUUCAUGUCUUUUAUCUCUUACACUCCAUUUGAAUUGCAUUAAAGACGAACAUUUCUGCGAAA